Tigriopus californicus is the source of this 3649-nucleotide messenger RNA. Its product is annotated as tyrosine-protein phosphatase 99A-like. The transcript has 10 exons. Gene Ontology annotation, molecular function: protein tyrosine phosphatase activity; protein binding. Bases 37 to 3564 code for a protein of 1175 amino acids. NCBI's taxonomy places the organism in Eukaryota, Metazoa, Arthropoda, Copepoda, Harpacticoida, Harpacticidae. Gene Ontology annotation, biological process: protein dephosphorylation. The record is from RefSeq and is a predicted model, not a curated record.
CGGGUUGAAAACUAGCAGUAAAGAAAACUCAAUAAGAUGUGGAAAAUAAAUCAAGAACGCCUUAACAUGGUCUCUGUCGUUCCAGAUGUGCCAGAGCCUCCAGGUCGGCCAUUGGUCAAUUCGUUCACCUCACGAUCCGUGAACCUAUCCUGGACUCCACCAGCUGAACUUCACCACACUUCGAUCCUUUACUACUUGAUCGCCAUUCGCGAAGGUGAGGAUGGUCCCUGGGAUGGAACACGGCUCGUGGAAACGCCAGAUAACGGAACAACCUUUCAAGUGAACGAACUAAAGCCCUUCACUACCUACAGUUUUAAGAUCAUGGCUAUGAACAUGAUUGGCCGAUCCGAGUACAGCAAGCCAUCAUACUACACAAUGACGCUUAGGACAGUUCCCAGUGGUCGACCCAUCAUCACAGCCGCACAUAAUGUCUCGUCAACUUCGAUCAAGAUCAGUUGGCGGCCUCCGUCGGCCUCCAGUAUCCAUGGGGAGUUCCUCGGCUAUCGGAUCGCUUAUCGCCGCCAUUUUGAAAAUGUUCAGCGAACCGAGGAAGAUGUACGGGAAAUGCUUAUCAAGGAUCCCAAGGCAGACUUUGCCGUGAUCAAGAGCCUCAUGGAAUUCGCCAAGUACCUCGUGUCGGUCCAAGUCGUCAAUCCCGAGGGAUAUGGACCCAGUUCCACUGUUGAAGUCUCGACCGAUGAAGGGGUUCCAUCAAUGCCUGAAGGUGUGAGAGCUCUCAACAUUACCAACACCACCGUCACCCUUCAAUGGAAAAGCCCCGAGAGUCCAAAUGGAAUUAUUCUCGGUUACCGAUUAUAUUUCAUGAGGAAUAACAACUUCACCGAUGUUGUUACCGUUCGUAGGACUGAGCCUCGAAUGGAACACGUUCUCGCCGAUCUUUUGCCGUUCACCAAGUACCGAUUCUGGCUGAAAGCAUUCACAUGGAAGAAUGAAGGUCGGUCCUCGAGGCCGGCCAUUGAGGCCACCACGGACGUCCGAGGUCCUUCCGCGCCGAUCAUAGCCAAUUUGACUUGCAAAGAUGAACAUGCCAUCUUCAUUGAAUGGGAGAGGCCCCGGCAGAUUUCGCAUACCAUCGAUUUCUACUUCAUCGGGUACAAACCCGAACAGCACCAAUCUGACGACCUCGCUGUCAACGUGGGCCAAACAGCCACUUCCGAUCUGCCAAUAAUGGAGGCCCAAGACCCGUGGCGAGGCUACCAUGUGAUCACUUUGGAUUCGCGGGACUUUGGAUUCAAGGAGGGCAAGAUGGUGAUAAGCAAUCUCACCACCAACAUGUUCUACGGCAUCCAAUUACAAGCCGCCACCAAGAGCCUCUACCAUAAAGGCGUCUUGUAUAAAGGUCAAUUAACUUCAGUACAGAAACUUCAGCUUCGGAAGAACUGUGACCAAAUUCAGGCCUUUACCGUUCUUGAGUCGGAAAAUCAUCAGAGCGCUAUCAACUUGGCAAAUCCCAUGUUGGACAUGGGCACUGGGGUCUUGGCUGGUAUGGCCUUGAUUGCCAUGGUGUUCAUUCUUGUCAUUGUGGCCUUUGUCCUUCGAAGACGUUUCAGUCACGACUCCUUCUACUACGUAUCAGACUCGAGCUCCGCUAACGACCAGAUGUCUUUGGAGCCCCUCCAACAUUCGUCCGGUGGACACGCCCAUGUUGCACCUAAUUUCUCUCGUGGAACGCUCUUGGUCAAUUCCAGUGAGACCUUGAAAAGAGCUCAACAACCUAUUCCGGUACAGUCAUUUGUGGCCCAUGUGGCCAAAAUGCAUCAAACGGGGGGCUUCUCGGGAGAAUUCCAAGCACUUCAGAAAUGGGAGCAAGUGCGUCGAAAAGCUUGGGAAGACGAGCACGGAGGCGUGACAGACGGAGACGACCAAAGAGACAAUCGCUAUCGAAAUAUUGUGGCAUAUGAGCAUUCCAGAGUGAUUCUCAACACCGCCAAGGCCACCUUAGCGCGAGGCAAGGUCGGAAGAAAGACCACUUCUAGCUCUAUAUCUGCCUCUGAUUACAUAAAUGCCAAUUUCAUUGACGGUAUUGACCGUUCCCGGGCCUACAUUGCUACUCAAGGCCCUCAAAAGUCAAGCAUGGGUCUAUUCUGGCAAAUGGUGUGGGAGCAGAAGGUCAAAGUCAUCGUUAUGAUGACCAACAUAAUGGAAGGGGGUCAGAAAAAAUGUGACCAGUAUUGGCCAAUGUUUGCCACCGAGACCUACGGAUGCAUUCAAGUAACUCAUUUACGUGAAGAUAUCUUGUCUUCGUAUGUCAUUCGCACUUUUCGAUUGCGACAUCUCCGCGUCAAGUGCAACAAAAUCAAUGAGCGAUACAUUCUUCAGUACCAUUUUACUCAGUGGCCGGAUUUUGGGGUGCCCGAAACCCCACUUCCAUUCCUAGCAUUCGUUCGGAGGAUUGCAGAUGUGUCACAUGACUCGAACGGGCCAGUCUUGGUUCAUUGCAGCGCUGGUGUCGGUCGAACUGGAGCCUUCAUUGUGGCCGACGCAAUGCUCCGACAAGUCCGGAUCAAAGGGUCGGUGGAUCUCAUCACUUACCUCAAGCACAUUCGUACCCAAAGGAAUUUUCUGGUGCAGACUGAAGAGCAAUAUGUCUUCUUGUACGAAGUCUUGGCCGAAGCCAUAGCCUCGGGAGACACCUUGGUCAAUCGGUCAUAUUUGCCGCGUUAUGUUUCCACUCUCGAAAGCAAUCUGACCACGGAUCAUGAUCUCAUCCCUUGGCACCUUGUUGAUCAUCAGCUCAAAUUGGCCACCACUUUUCAACCCCAAGAGUUCCAUUUUGCUUCGGCAUUGAAGCCCUGCAAUCGGGACAAGACUCGAAACUUUGAUAGCUUGCCCGUGGAUUACUCCAGAGUCAGUCUAAAUCCUCGACCAGGCUUUGAAGGAUCUGAUUACAUCAACGCCACAUGGUUACCGGGCUUUCAUUCCACCAAUGAAUUCAUUAUCACACAACAUCCAUUGGAACAGACAAUCACUGACUUUUGGCGAAUGCUGUGGGAACAGGGGAUCAGAACAGUGGUUGUUCUUACACAAGUGAAACUACCGGAGUUUGGUGUAUUUUGGCCAAAUCAGCAGGUAGAUAUCGAGAUGGACUCCAUCCGGAUCUCCUUCCUGGACGAGUCUGAAAUGAAUGGGGUUCUUUCCAAGGACUUUGUGAUGACCUCCAUCCACUCCAAAGCCGAGUUGUCAGUUCGGCUCGUGUUUGAACCUCCUCAUCAAUGUUCCACCACCUUUCAUGAUAUCAUAUCAAGCCUCAAAAUGACUCAAUCUAUGCACAAACAGCGUUCAAAUAUGGGAACCCUUUUGGUCGUGGACUCUUGCGGAGGAACUGAGGCUGCAAUCUAUUGUUCUAUGAUGACGCUGAUGAAACAAUUGGACUUUGAGCACCAAGUUGACGUCUACCAAUAUGUGAAAAUCACCCACCUGUGCAAACCUGGGCUUUGGCGGCAUCGCAAUGAUCUCAUGAGGGUCUACCGAGUUCUUCAGAGCUACGCCGAGAGUACCAGUAACAAAGACUCCCUUGAGGAUCUCACAAAGGCAUCUCGCUAAAUAACAAAUCAUACAAUGACCAACUUGAUUGUGUUGACAAAUAAAAAUACUGGAACGCUUAUUUGGCUUUACCAGUGAAAUUGUA